This is a messenger RNA of Tympanuchus pallidicinctus (lesser prairie-chicken), 4013 nucleotides long. It is a transcript of the gene GSC, whose product is annotated as goosecoid homeobox. The transcript is spliced from 3 exons. Gene Ontology annotation, cellular component: nucleus. Gene Ontology annotation, molecular function: RNA polymerase II cis-regulatory region sequence-specific DNA binding; DNA-binding transcription factor activity, RNA polymerase II-specific. The record is from RefSeq and is a predicted model, not a curated record. NCBI's taxonomy places the organism in Eukaryota, Metazoa, Chordata, Aves, Galliformes, Phasianidae. Gene Ontology annotation, biological process: regulation of transcription by RNA polymerase II. Bases 98 to 838 code for a protein of 246 amino acids.
UCCCGCUUCCCCCCUCCCCUCCACCACCACCACCACUGCCGCCGCAGCCUCCGGCAGCACCUCCCUCCCCCGGCCGGUCCCCGGCCCGCGUUGGGGCAUGCCUGCGAGCAUGUUCAGCAUCGACAACAUCCUGGCGGCCAGACCUCGCUGCAAGGACUCGGUGCUGCUGCCCCCGAGCGCCGCGCCCGUCGUCUUCCCCAGCCUGCACGGGGACUCCCUCUACGGCGCUGCCUCCGACUACGGAGGAUUUUACUCCCGGGCUGUGGCUCCCGGCUCGGCGCUGCCGGCGGUCGGCGGCUCCCGUUUGGGCUACAACAACUACUACUACGGGCAGCUGCAUGUGCCCGCAUCUCCCGUGGCCCCGUCGUGUUGCGGGGCCGUGCCGCCGCUGGGGGCCCAGCAGUGCUCCUGCGUUCCCCCAGCAGGUUACGAGGGCGCUGGGUCGGUGCUGAUGUCCCCUGUUCCCCAUCAGAUGUUGCCCUACAUGAACGUAGGCACUUUGUCCCGGACGGAGCUGCAGUUACUCAACCAGCUGCACUGCCGGCGGAAAAGACGGCACCGGACUAUCUUCACUGACGAGCAGCUCGAAGCGCUGGAAAACCUCUUCCAGGAAACGAAAUACCCGGACGUGGGCACCAGGGAACAGCUAGCGAGGAGGGUGCAUUUAAGAGAGGAAAAAGUGGAGGUUUGGUUCAAAAACCGCCGGGCGAAAUGGAGGAGGCAAAAGCGGUCGUCUUCUGAGGAAUCGGAAAAUGCACAAAAAUGGAAUAAAGCAUCUAAAACGUCUCCGGAGAAGAGGCAAGAAGACGGGAAAAGCGAUUUGGACUCCGACAGCUGAUGCCGCGCAGGGGGAUGCUCCCCGUGGACUGUAGGAUACGCUCCAGAGGAUGCUACUAUCUUGCACAAGCUCUGCCUUGUCGGAGGGGAAAACUAUCUGUAUAUAAUGUACAAUACCCCUAGUCGAUUUCGUGUAAAUAAAAUGUGUUGCGGAGGUGUUGCACAGGCAGCCGGUGCCGGGUCCGUGCCGCGGGCGAGGGCUGCCGGGCCGCAGGUGGCCGCGAGCGGGAUGGGCACGGCCGGAAACGAGCGGAGGGGGACGGGGCCGAACCUGGGCGAGGGGCGGCGGUGGAGCGGUUGCCUGCGCGUUCCCCGAGGUGAGGCGCGGAGGCCGCAGUCAUAACGAUCCGGUAAUUUAUUAGGGCCGCGGCAAAAUGCCUUUUUAUUAUUAUUAUUAUUAUUAUUAUUAUUAUUAUUUUCUCCCAUGCCAUUUAUUGCUCCCUCACCACCUUUGUACUCCCUGGUCGUAAACCUGGAAUACUUGCAGGCAGCGCAAAUCCAGCAUCCCGUUUGUUCUUUUGCUGUGUUUCCUUGCACUUUUCACUCUCUUUUCUGCUUUCUGGAGCUUUGUCCCGCUGAGUUUCCACAAGUUUGCCUUUGACAGAAAAGCUAUCUCACUAUAUCCGCAUCUGAAAGCUCUCCUAAUAAAUUUCAGCCGCUAUCAGCUGCGUUAAGCUUGAAGCGCAGCCCUGGUAUGUUGCUCUCGGGGAUGCUUGCUAAGAAGCUGCAAAUUGAUGUUUGGCCUCUAACAGCACCUUCGCUGUUAGGAAAGCAGCUCUCCUUUCGCUCUUCCUUCGAGGAGGCCCUCUUAGCAAAAGCAUCUAUUCUCCCUGUAAAAUCCGUAUUCUUUUUUCCUUAGGCCUUUUUUUCUCGUCUCUCCCAAAAUCUCAAGGCAGAGCUACUUCUCUGAGAUGGCAAUUUCCUCAAAUUGUUUUGCUGAGAAGGGCCUUCCCUCUCCUCUGUGAGAGUUCUAUAAACUGAACGCUAAUGACUUGAAGGUAUGAAGUCAAUGAGGAAACCUCCAUACUGUGUGUUUCAAUCAGCAGUUAAGGUUAAUUACCAUAAUUUUUCUUAAUUACCUUAAAUGCCUGUGCUCACCUGUAUACAGCAGCUUGUCUGGGUUAGACAAGACAUAUAGGAAUGCUCCAAACAUUGUUUCCAGUGAUGCUAGAAGUAGUUUACAACUGUGUUUCUUGUCCUCAUGCUUUUCCUCACAUUCAGGAUACAUUCAGUUUUUAUGGGCAGUGUAGCAUAGUGCGUACCGUAGGUGUCAGUGGGACAGGGAGGAUCCUGGUAGCUGUCUGCUCAGGUGACAUUUCCUAACAUUUUGUGUGCUUCUUCGUAGAUGUGGUAUUUCUCUCCAAGCAAACUCACCCUGUACCAGGUAGAAGGAAUAGCUGCUGUGGAAGAAAUUAACUGAGGUUUUGUAUGAGUUAGUCCUUUAGGGGGCUUAUCGUUUCAUAGCUACUGCUCUCUCAGAGAGAAGAGUUGUAGUCUCUUUUUUUUUUUUUUUUUUCCUUCAGGGAAAGGAAGGUGAAUAGCAAAGUUCUUAGUUUCUUCUUCUUUGACACAUACCAUGGUUUGGCACUUCGGAACUACUGCAUUUUGGAGAUGCUGCCCUGCUGCUAUAGAUACGUAUCUGGACUUCAUUCACUGCAAUCCAGCAGAAAAUUAGAUUUCAAAUUAUUGAAAAUUAUUUUUCAAAAGAAUAUUUUCUCUCUCCUUUUUUUUUUUUUUUCUCCCAAGUUGUAUUCAAGAAGUCUCACUGAGUGGAUAUUUAAUCCAUCAUCUUCUUUGUAUUUAGUCAUUGUUACCUUUUUAAACCUGUUUUCAAUUUGCCAAAUAAAAAGGUAGGUCUAAGGAUAAUAUUGUCAAGGGUGUUGCAAAUAUGGAUAUAUUUUCUUUAUUUCUCAUGUAUAAUUAGCCUCACUGCUAUACUGGGGACUUGGUAGAGUUUUGUUUGGAUUUUAUGUGUGUGAGUGUAGUGGAAUGGUAAUUUUGGAAGUUGAAUUUUGGAAUUGAGGAUUUCAGCCUGUUCACUUCAAUAUGAGUGUUAAACUGAAUGGUGCUAUAAGAGAUGGGAUCGGAAUACAUUUCUGAUAACCAGCACCAGUUAACUUAAUAUUAUAGUUCACAGCUUCAGAGAUUUUCAGACUUCUACAGUGGGAGCAAAGUGCUCAAGUACUGUGGAAGCUCCAGGUCACAGAACAUGUCCUUAUAUACAACAUUUGUUCUGUGAAAUCAUGUCAUUUUUCAUAAGAAUCCAAAAACCGUGUUCCAAAACAAACUUUCUAUGCACAGGAUUGUGAUGAAAUCACCAGUGAUCGCUUCUUAAAUCAUGUUGUGCCCUAUCCUGAGUUAGUAUCUGCAUUUUCUCUAAAGUCUUGAUCACCAGAGCUUGGUCCUGCAGUCAGUGGUAUGUGUUCUUAAUCCUAUAUGGAAAUGAAGGUCUUUUAGAGAUAAAAAUGUUUUGUUCAAAGUUAUAUUUUAGUAUUUUAUGUCUAAUUGAAAAGCAGUUUUAAUCUGGAUCUAAAAAUGGCAUCUAUACCAUUAGUUGAUAGAAGUAUCUAUCUUAUUGUUUUUCUCAGUAGUGUGUGGCAGAAACCCAGUGGCUUUGCUUUCCCUUUUGGAUGCUAUGAAAUUAGGUCCCAUUGGGUCUGGAAUAGACCAACAACUGAAAGGCAGUGAGAAGGCAGCAUUGGAAGUAUCAAGAAUGUAGAAAAAGAAAUGGUGGAAGGUGUGAAGAAGGCAGUAGUAAAAUCUCUCUUUAAAUUGCUGUGUUUCAUUGACAUUAUCAGAUGGAUUAUUAUUAUUAUUAUUUAAUUUCUAGAUUAGGAGAAUUCCUAUGUGCCAAAAUGCAAAUCCUACAAAAACAGUUUCCUUAUUUUCUCUGUUAGUGCAUUAAGGGAAAAGCAACGUGAGGGAUUUGAAUACCCACUACGUUCUAACAGGUUCAGCUCCAACAAAAGCACUUUGAAAGGUUUCAUUGUGGUGCUGUAUGUUAAUUCUUGUAGAAGGAGACCAAAACAGAUUUAGUUUAUUUUAUUUUUUUUCCUCUAUCUCCACCAUAAUUUACAGCCAGAAAAACUCAUUUGGUGCUGCUGUUUUUUUUUUUUUUUUUUUUUUUUUUUUUUUUUUUUUUUUUUUUUUUGUUUUGUUUUGUUUUGUUUUGUUUU